Plectropomus leopardus (leopard coralgrouper) is the source of this 1100-nucleotide messenger RNA. The record is from RefSeq and is a predicted model, not a curated record. Lineage: Eukaryota; Metazoa; Chordata; Actinopteri; Perciformes; Serranidae.
UCCUCACUCUCACAGCGUACGGACUCUAACUCUGAACCUGCUAUUCCAGACUCUGGACGGAUCUUUGCACCGAUCUGGAUUACCGCUCGUUGGGACUUUAUUCCGGGAAUUUAACGGGACGGCAGCAGCCUUCGCGCUGUGGAUAUUUCUUCUUCUUAUCCUGGAGUUUGUGGAUUAUUUUUGUGACUUCAACAUGACUCUGGAAGAGGUCGUCGGCUCCAACAGCACCGAAAAAAAGAUGGAGACGGUGAGUCAGGCACUGGAGGAGCUGCUGGUCGCGGCUCAGGAGCAGGACUGUCUCACUGUGGGAGUCUACGAGUCCGCCAAGCUCAUGAAUGUGGACCCUGACAGCGUGGUCCUGUGCGUCCUCGCCACCGAUGAGGAGGAUGAGGACGACAUCGCGCUGCAGAUCCACUUCACGCUGCUGCAGGCUUUCUGCUGCGACAACGACAUCAACAUCCUGCGCGUGUCCGGGAUGCGGCGGCUCGCUCAGCUGCUGGAGGAGGACAACGAGGACAGCAACGGCAACGAACCCCGGGACCUGCACUGCAUCCUUGUCACCGUAAGUCCGCCUCCCUCCGUCUGAUGCAACACGUGCUCAUGCAGAAAUCACCGCGGAGGAUAAAGCGCCACGUUACGGAAAAAAUGAUGUUAGAUAUGGAGAAUAAAAUCGCAAUGUCACGAUAUUAAAAUCGUACAUUUACAAGAAAAACAAUCGUACUGUUACGAGAUUGAGAAGUCUCAGGCUGAGAUGGAGAGUUGGGUAAUAUGGUAGGAUCCUCUUUUUAUAUGCAGCUAGCCUAUUUUCAAGAUUUCAUCUUCUAAUGUUGACCAUGCAAUCAUCACUUCUAAUAAUUUAUUCAUACUUUGUUGCUUUUUAUCUCAUAUCACUCGACUUUUCAGUCUCAGUCUGUGACUAAUAUUAUGACCUAAAGUUUAAGGCUGUUUUUCUUUAACGUGGCCCUGAUCGUGGCCCUGAUCGUGGCUCUAAGUAAACUCAGACAGUAGUGAGCUCAGACUAUAACAGACGUUAGCGGUCAUCUGACGGUGCGUCUCCGUUGUGUUUCUGCAGAACCCGCCGGUGCAGCCGCUGCAGUCCU